AUGGGCGAGGUAGAGCGCAUAGUGGAGCGGGAGGAAACUGACAUCCAAGCAAAUGUCUUAGCCAUUCCAACCUUUGAGGCAAUGGGACUAAAGGAGGAGUUGCUGCGCGGCAUGUAUGGGUACGGGUACAAGAAACCCACCGCCAUCCAGAAACGGUUUAUUGUGCCGUUCACCCAGUCCCGUGACCUUGUGGCGCAGGCCUCCUCCGGCUCCGGUAAGACAUCAGCCUUUUGUAUUUGUCUCCUGCAGGUGUGCCAAUCAACGCUGCGAGAAACGCAAGGGCUGGUGCUCAGCCCCACGCGAGAACUGGCGCUGCAGACGCAGGAUCUUUGCAACAACAUUGGUCACCACAUGGGUCUCGCCGCGUACGCCUCUAUUGGAGGGAAGAGCAUGGAUGAUGACAUACGCAGGCUGGAAAGCGGGGUGCAGAUUGUCUCUGGCACCCCGGGGCGUGUGUUUGACAUGAUCAAGCGGCGUCACUUGCGCGUGAAUCACCUCAAGACACUUGUGCUGGACGAGGCGGAUGAGAUGCUUGGCAAGGGGUUCAAGGCGCAGAUUCACGACAUCUACCGCAUGAUUCCACCACUGCAGGUGGUGCUCGUCUCUGCAACGCUUCCGGUAGAUGUGCUUGACAUGACUGAAAAGUUCAUGACGGAGCCAGUGCGUAUUCUCGUUAAGCGUGACGAAAUUACGGUGGACUCCAUCAUGCAGUACUUUGUGUCGGUGGAUGAGGAAAAAAACAAGUUUGAGACCCUUUGCGAUCUCUACGACACUCUCACCAUCGCCCAUGCCGUCAUCUUUUGCAACACCCGCAAGAAGGUUGAACAGUUGGCGAAGAAAAUGACAAAGGAGAAGUUUUCUGUGAGUUGCAUGCAUGGCGACAUGCCGCAGGCAGAGCGAGAUGAGAUUGUGCGAAACUUCCGUGAGGGCAAAAGCCGGGUGCUUAUCUCAACCGACUUGUGGUCUCGCGGCAUUGACGUGGAGCAGGUGUCACUUGUGCUGAACUACGAUCUGCCUUUUUCCCGCGAGCAGUACAUCCACCGCAUUGGCCGCACGGGGCGCAUGGGCCGCAAAGGCCUAGCGAUUAGUUUUGUGAAGCAUGACGAGCUUCGGCUGCUGCGGGACAUUGAGCAGUUCUACGCCACGCAGAUUGAGGAGCUGCCCGCAAACAUUGCGGAUCAGUUCUAA
This is a messenger RNA of Trypanosoma rangeli, 1188 nucleotides long. RefSeq names its product putative DEAD box RNA helicase. Gene Ontology annotation, molecular function: mRNA binding; ATP binding; RNA helicase activity. Gene Ontology annotation, cellular component: nucleolus; catalytic step 2 spliceosome. The coding region runs from base 1 to 1188 and encodes 395 amino acids. The record is from RefSeq and is a predicted model, not a curated record. The transcript has a single exon. NCBI's taxonomy places the organism in Eukaryota, Euglenozoa, Kinetoplastea, Trypanosomatida, Trypanosomatidae.